AGUCGCAACAAGAAAAAAAUGUGCCUGGCACCAUGGUGACUUUCUUGUGUGAUGAUUUUUUUACGUUUGAUGUGCCUGCAGAGAAAUUCAGUCUUAUUUUCGAUUACACCUUCUUCUGUGCCCUUCCACCCUCGCUUCGCACGCAAUGGGGUCAAAGAAUGGCGGAUCUAAUUCCCAGCGGAGGCACUUUGAUAUGCCUCCUUUAUCCUAUAGACGGUCAUGAAGGCGGUCCUCCAUUUGCCGUCACUGUAGAAGCAUACAAAGCCGCCUUGGAACCUUCUUUUGAAAAUAUUUACCUGGCUGACUGCAAGGGUCAUCAAACUCGCGCUGGCAAGGAAAAAAUUAGUAUUUGGAAACGGCAAUAGGAUUUCCCAAUGUCAUUUCGCUCGCUCAAAAGAAUAGCUCGAUGGCCAGAUGUCGUUUCCAUUAUUUGAUGCUUGAGCAAUAAACUAGCCUUUAUGUCAGUUGCCAAACGGGACAUAUCUCCGGAGUACAAGUGUACCACAUUAAAUUUUAGUUUCCUUGAUA
Molecule: messenger RNA, 528 nt
Organism: Umbelopsis ramanniana AG
Lineage: Eukaryota; Fungi; Mucoromycota; Umbelopsidomycetes; Umbelopsidales; Umbelopsidaceae
Exons: 3
Coding region: 33-365 (110 amino acids)
Molecular function (GO): S-adenosylmethionine-dependent methyltransferase activity
Source: RefSeq, a predicted model, not a curated record